Messenger RNA from Armigeres subalbatus, 653 nucleotides. RefSeq names its product pupal cuticle protein Edg-84A-like. NCBI's taxonomy places the organism in Eukaryota, Metazoa, Arthropoda, Insecta, Diptera, Culicidae. The transcript is spliced from 3 exons. Bases 1 to 483 code for a protein of 160 amino acids. The record is from RefSeq and is a predicted model, not a curated record.
AUGUACAAGCUGGUGCGUAUUAUCUCUAUUCGUUUUCUCGUGCCUGAUCGCCGCUGUCGCCGCCCCAGCUCCAGGAGUCGUCCUUGCCUCUCCAGUAGUCCACGCUCCAGUUUGCACUGUCCACGCUGCUCCAGUUGCCUCAGCCACUCUUCCAGCCACGUUGUGCACCACGCUCCAGUCGUCAAGCAUGCCGUCGUUGCCCACGCUUCUCCAGUAGUUGCCGUGCACCACGCUCCAGUUUUGACCAAGACCGUCGUUGCUUCCCCAGUUGUCCACGCCGUCCACACUCCAGUCGUCCACCACACCCCAGUCCUGGCCAAGACUGUCGUUGCUGCCCCAGUUGUCCAUGCCGUGCACACCCCAGUCCUCAAGAGCGUCGUCGUUCACCACCUCCAUCCCCAAAACAAAACCCCCAAAAACCUGAGAAACAGAACAAAGACUAGCAACGAAUACUCCCCCUGGGAAACCGAAUCAGUGCCCUAAGCCACAACAAAUAGAUUUGUACAUAGAAGAAUGCCAAGUAUCUGUAACUGCAGUUUACCUUGUGAAAAACAGUUUGAGCUCAUUAGAACAAUGCGAGUUGUACAUCAAAGAUAUGCCAAGAAUGAAAACAACCAUUAAAAUACACGCAACUUUGUUGAAAAGUUUAACAA